Molecule: messenger RNA, 2247 nt
Organism: Phytomonas sp. EM1
Lineage: Eukaryota; Euglenozoa; Kinetoplastea; Trypanosomatida; Trypanosomatidae
Source: the annotation of a GenBank genome assembly
AUGAAGUCGUUUCGUUUGUCUUUACUGCGCUUCUUUAGAUAUCAUAAUCGAAACAAUCAUGGCAAUCCCUUAUUUACUAUUUGUUGCGCGUUUCAUCAUGUUGGAAAUACCAGCCAGAAGUAUUCAUCUCGUAAAGGACCUUUAAUACCUAGUUCUUAUUACCGCAUCUCUAAAGACACUGACUAUAUUGAUAGUAAGUGUGAAAACGCUUCUAUUCAAGACUCCACGUGCGUACAUAGAACCGACAAUGAUGUGAAGCAGGUUGAUAAAGCAAUGAACGAGCUCUAUGGAAAUUCGGCAGACCCAAAUUCAUGCGUGCCAUUGGAUGGUCCUAAGCGAAUUAGCCCACCCUUCUCUGACACACCGCUACGUUUGAUGCAAGACUGGAUGAACAAAAGGGAUUUUUCGAAGGUUGUGAACUAUUUUGAAGCAAAUUACCGCUCGGAUAAGGAAUCGUUUUUGAAUUUCUGCGUGAAUCCCUGCGAGGCUAGAGACGUUGUGCUUUCUCUUAUGCGGUCCUACAUGUCGCUUGGACAGAUGCGAGGUGUCCGGAAUAUUUUCGUCAUUGCAUUAAGAGACCUUGCGCCCCAAAAAGGUCUCACAAGCUCGCCGACUACGGAAUGGAGCCAACGUCAGCAAGCUGCACAUCAAUCCUCCCCAGCCUCAAAGGGACUUAGCUCCUCUCUGACAAGGCAUCUCGUCAGCACUGACAGGGUAUCGCAAGUAAUGCACUGGAGCAGGCCCUCUUUACUUAAUGUUAAUAUCUUCAAUGCUUACCUGGAAGUUUUGACUCGCCGCAAGAAUUUCGAUCGCGCUGAAGUGAUUUUCAUCCUUAAAGAAAUGAAGGAAGUUGGUGUGCUUCCCAACCCACUGACAUACCAUUACCUCAUUGAAUUGCACGUGCGUGCUGGACUAGACCCGAAGGGUUUGUGGGAUGAGCUUAUCUAUGAGAAAAAGCUUGACCCUCUACCCUGCACGGUCCAAGUGAUGCUGUUACGUGUUGUACCCUCCAGUCCAGACAGCGUCUUCGUUGUCGAGGUGACGCGACAGGCCCUCCGACAUGGCUCAGUCAUCAUGGACAAGCGCAUGCUGCUAGAGCGGAUUGAGGAUUGGCUACAGGACCCUGUCCACCGAUCAGCAGCACAUUCUUCGACCCCUAAGAUAGUGGAAAAAAAGGAAUCAACUGUGUCACCAUCCGGAACCACCGUGGUACCCGCGUGUUAUCCCCCUGAGUACAUACUUUGGCUGAUGUUAGAGCUUGAGAUACGCUGUGUGCUCGAUAAGGCCUACUUCACCCAGUACGUUCAGCAGCAACAUGUGGCACAGUUGCUCUUGCGGUGUGCCAAGUGCGCGGAUGCGGUCACUACGGCACAAGUGCUCGCGCUGAUGGACCGACACAUGAUGGCAAGAACAGCGGACCUGCUCGCUUUGGUGGUGUGGUGUUGGGCUCAAGCUCUUGAGCUUGGAAAGGCAUUUGACAUAGUCGAGCUGAUGGCACGUAAGGGUUACCUCGACUUUACUGAUCUAUUUAAGCGUUAUCACGUGGAGUGUUUGCGCUAUACAAUGGAUCGGCAUUUCCUAAUGGUUCUUGCGGAUUCUAUCAGCUCCAUGAGUUUGCUCGAUGAGGUGCUGGCGCACCUCAAGGAACGCAAACGCUGUGGUGAACUAGUGUCCGUUUAUUCACUCGAUGUGAUUGUGUUAGCGGCAUGCAAGCUUGGAGAGGAGCGGCGGGCCAUGGAGUUAGUCUUCUCCUAUGACUCAAUAUGGGGGGUACGACCGCAGACAAGUACUCUAAAUUGCCUUCUCGUGGGCUCCAGCACUCAGCGUGGUUCGGUGUUGCUUCGGACGCUUUAUGAAUCGAUGCUCAAGGCUGGGGUUACACCUAAUCCACAGACCUUCCGCGUGCUGAUUCGUCAAGCAGUCCUCCACGAUGAUAUUGAUGAAGCUGUAUAUUACCUACAGGAGGUUGACCGCCACCCGAGCCUAAGAGUGGAGGUGGAGAUGAUCCUUCCGAUAUUUGAACGCGCCGCACGGGCCGGUGAUGUGGAGACGGUUAAUAAGAUUAGCAAGUAUUCACUUGAUUGCGAUAUUGGCAUUGAUACUAUGGUACUGCAAACCGCAAUGAAGAAUCUGACGGAAGCAGGUCAAAGCAUUGAGGGGUUGAAAGGCCAUCAGCCCCUACACGAAGCGUUGCGCUCCAGAUCAAAGGUCGGUCGUCAGCGGGUCCGAAGUGAAAUCACACUGUAG